This is a messenger RNA of Penicillium waksmanii, 2850 nucleotides long. RefSeq lists its product as uncharacterized. Lineage: Eukaryota; Fungi; Ascomycota; Eurotiomycetes; Eurotiales; Aspergillaceae. The transcript has a single exon. Bases 1 to 2850 code for a protein of 949 amino acids. The record is from RefSeq and is a predicted model, not a curated record.
AUGGCUAUCAAGGACAGUCUCUUGUUGGUGCUUCCCUUCUUGUAUGGAGCUAGCGCGGAUUGGACCACGACAGUCCAUACCACGCUUGUUGUCCCCAACACCGUUACUCCUGUCGUUGACUUUGUGACACCUCCGCCGGCAAUAUCAACGCCCUCAUCGUCAACUCGAACCCCAUUGCCAUUUACGUUUGACCAUGAAAAGAGCCAUAAGCUGAAGCUCACCUCCGUCGUCACUGUGCCUAACGGCCAAAUUCCCACUAUUCAUUUCAGUCUCAUCACCUCGUCUACCAACACUAGGGCCGUUGACCCAUCCGUCACUUCAUCGACUCAACCCGCCGGGGCAGGCGGAGGCUCAGAGACCGAGGGAUCCUCUGAUACCACAUACUCAGGCCCAACACCUGCCCUUACAGACUCAACUGGACCAAAUGCCCCAGGCUCCUCUCCUGCUAGCUACACAAUCUCCAAGCCACUCAUCCCUGGUGGAACUACUACACGAGGCUCUGCAGGUAGAACGUCAAGCUCUGGACUAACUAUCCCAGACUCAACCGGAUCAAAUGCAGCAAGCUCCCCUCCUAAUGGACGCACAAGCUCCAAGCCACUCAUACCACAUGGCUCUACGACUUCAGACUCCCCAAAUAGGCCUAUAAGUACAAAGCCAGAUGGCGUAGGCUCGGCUGCUUCAGGUUCAGCUGCCUCAAGCUCCACUCAUCCUGGACCUUCUGGUGGAAGCACAACUUCAGACUCCUCAAACGAGUCAUCCAGUUCUCGGCCUAAUGGUCCGGAUUCAACUGGCUCUAAUGCGUCAAGCUCCAAGCCACUCAUCCCUAGUGGAUCUACGCCAUCAGGCUCUGUAGCUGGAACCUCAAGCUCUACCCCGGAAAUCUCUGCAAGUAACUCAGCAUCAACAACUUCAACACCUCUUUUAGAUGACACAUCAACAACCGAUGGAACAUCCUCUAGUCGGCAGAAAACCACCUCUGGGCAGACUCCUUCAAGUGGAGACCCAGAUUCCACCACGACAGGCCGUCCCAGCUCAAUACCGUUUGUGAAUCCAUCUGAUCAGGUUUCCUCGGUGGAUUUGGCAUCCGAAUCCGCUAUAACAGAGGCCACAGGCAGCGAUUCAGCUAUCGCCGUUUUUGCACCAACAGCAUCGCCGUCUCGGGAAGAAUGGGCUACUAUUCCGACUACCACUGAAACUGGAAGCGCAGCUACCACUAGCUCUGAUACCCCCAUUGCCAUUCUUCUGAGCAAUCCUUAUAACAAUAUCGAUGAUCUCAAGAAGGACUCAAAAAAAUAUAAAGACCACAUCAAAGAGAUUGACGAUAAGACUUCUGAAUAUCUCUCCAAAACAAAUUUCGAUACAAGCAAAACCCCCUGCUCAAGCUCCAAAAAAAGAUCUUUGGCAAAAAGAGGUCUUUUUGAUGCUGUUGCCAAUAUCGCAAAGGAAGCUGUCGAUGCUACCGUGGAUACUGCUGAGGAUAUCGCUAAUUCUGCGCUCAGCUGUGUGGCGCCGAUUAUUCAUGACAUAAAAGAUGUGAUUCCUGACGAUGUCGACGGUAUAACCCCUGAAAUUGAGGAUCAGGUCAAGAAAGGCACUGAGUAUCUUGAUGAAAUCGGUAAUAUCGUGGAGAAUAUGAAGGAAAAGGACAGCGAUCGACAUACAUCGGAAUCUCAAUCUGAUUCCUCAACAUCUGAAUCAACGACAGCUACUUGUACGUCAAGUACUACAUACUCCGAUUGUACCUGGGACACAGUUGUCAGUCAAGUGCCUCACUCAGAUACUACUACAAUUAGUGUAAUUACCAGUACCGAGUCAUGCACAACAAGAACUGCCUGUGAAGCUACCCCGACCACAUUUGAAACAACAUCCACGUUGAAAGCAUGUACUCGUCGUCCUAGAAACACAUCUAAGCCCUCAACCACAGCCACUGGUGACGGUGAUACCGCGACACCUGGCGCUGGUGGCUCUACAGCUUCAACUCUAACGGCGCCUAUGACAUCUCCAAGAUCAUCAACCAAAACAACAAGGGCUUCUGACAGCUCCGCCACCACCACCACAGGACCUAAAUGCAGAAUGAAUCAUAUUGUUAAUCAAAAGGCCAGCGAGGAGUAUUGUGUUUUCGACUGCUCAGACUAUAGCGGUACAUAUGUGACUGCCAGUUCCACAUCCGGUCAGAAGGACUGGAAAUUAUGUCCCUACUCUCAACCUCCUUCAGACCCGAAUCUGUCAUGGAAGCCAGAUAAUAAGGGUUCCUUUACUACGACAGCCGAAGAUGGCAUCGUCUACUCCUGUGACGACUCUCGCUACCUUGACAAUAAUGUCGGAAAAGCCAAGUCCUGUGUGACUUCGAUGGAAUCUAUUACUCAGAUUACCUCCAUAUAUACGGCAUACACUGCCUCCCUGGAAUCGGAAGCAUCCGCAUCGCGAUCCAGUGUUAGUGCUUCGAAAGCGAGUGCAUCGAGUGCAUCAGCGGCGUCGGCAGCAUCAGCGUCAGCAUCAGCCGCUGCUGCUACCCCGAGUAGCUAUGUUUUCAUUUCCCAGAUAUCAAACACUGGUUUAGGCCUUGACUCAGGUGGACCGCCUGGUUAUGAAGUUUACAGCAGUGAAUAUUACGACCCCUACAUUUGUGAUCUUAAAGUUAUUGGGUCGGAUACCGAUUUUGGAGACAGUCCACCAGAUCUUGACAUUGAUGGUGGAGAUUUCAAGGACUGCAAGUAUGACAGUGACAGUGACACCGUGGAGUGCGACGAUUUCAGUCUGCCCUGUAGUGAUGAUGAUGAUUAUACAGAAGAACCUUCCACGAAAAACUGUGACUCUACAGUCGUGCGUGUUUGUCAUCGUGACAUAUAA